Salvia miltiorrhiza (redroot sage) is the source of this 2240-nucleotide messenger RNA. RefSeq lists its product as uncharacterized. Lineage: Eukaryota; Viridiplantae; Streptophyta; Magnoliopsida; Lamiales; Lamiaceae. The coding region runs from base 7 to 2106 and encodes 699 amino acids. Gene Ontology annotation, molecular function: polysaccharide binding; calcium ion binding. The transcript is spliced from 5 exons. The record is from RefSeq and is a predicted model, not a curated record.
CGCUAUAUGUAUUCAAAUAUACCCAUUAUGCCUCGGCUACAACUAGUUUCUAUUCUGUAUUUCAUCUUGGAGCUUCUUUUACCAUCAAUUUCUGCUGCUGUAAUCACCAAAUUACUUGGAUGUGAGGGUAAAUGUGGGAAUUUAUCGAUUCCAUAUCCAUUCGGAGUCGGGUCGAAUUGCUCACUGGGCCCAUCCUUUACGAUGAGUUGCAAUACUUCCACAAACCCUCCAAAGGCGUACCUUUCCAUCAUCAAUAAAGAAGUGAUUGAAAUAAAUGAAACAUAUAUUCGGGUAAAGUAUCCCAACCUAGUUUCAGUUUGCUAUGAUUUGUCAGCAGCGAAAUCAUCAUAUUCAUACAAAGACAGUAUGGCUGUGAACUUGACGGGGACUCUGUAUGCGUUGUCGAUGUACACAAACAGACUCACCGCCAUAGGCUGCGAUGACGCCGUGUUGCAGUCCAACGGAACUUCCACCAACGGCGGCUGCUCAGCGUUUUGUGAUGACGACACUGAAAAGGGCGGCGUCGGGUAUUGCCCAUUUGAUCCUACUUUGAUCGGUAACGGUUGUUGCCAGGCCCAAAUCGUCGGAGACUCGGGUUUAAUGGGAGCAGAAUUAAUUGAGUUUAGCAGAAUAGUGCAACGUAGAAGACUUUUCCCAUGCAGUUACGCUUUUAUCCAGGAAGUCUCAGAUGCAAUUGGAUUUUCAUAUCCAUUAUACUACCUCCAUAACUCAUCAGCAAUGCAUAAUGAUAAUUGGGCAUCAUCAACAAGUCCUCCGGUGGUGCGGUUGGAUUGGGUUCCCGGGGCUCAAAACUGCAGCCAAGCAAAGCUCAACCCCUCUACUUACGCAUGUCGAGAUGAUAAGAGUUUAUGUGUUGAUGUUGCUAAUGUGAGUAGAGGAUACCGGUGCAGCUGCGUGCAAGGAUACGAGGGCAAUCCUUAUUUGCUUGGAGGCUGCCAACCAAUUUCAUUUUCCAGUAGUUCAAUUGCAAAAAAUGGUUGCCAGGAUCAGUGUGGGGGAUUGUCCAUUCCGUUUCCAUUUGGAAUCGGACAGAAUUGCUAUUUGGCGCCAUCUUUUGAAAUAGAAUGCGAUACUUCCACCAAUCCUCCAAAAGCCUACCUCUCAGUUAUGAAGGCUGAAAUCACCAACUUCAAUUCAUCACAGGUUUGGGUCAACUAUCCAACCUUAGGUUUAGCUUGCUACAAUUGGUCGGAUUCUCAACAGAGAAUCAUUAAGACAGAGGAGAAAAGCUUGAUUAUAGACUUAGCAACAACUCAGUACACGUUGUCGGAAGAUAGCUGGAUCUCUGUGAUUGGGUGCGAUGAUGUAAUGGUGGGUACGAUCCGACAUGCCACCAAUCGGAUUUCUGUAGGCACCAUCUGCGCAGCUGUUUGCAAAAAUAAUCAAAUUUCCAAUGAUUAUUAUGCAUAUUGUCCAACUAAAACUACAGAGUACUGGCCUGGGAAUGGCUGUUGCAGGGCACCCAUUCCUCGAGGAACCUCAUACCUAGAAGCGAAUUUGAGUGACUUUAGUGGACGAUGGCCACGUACCAAUUUCUCUUGCAGCUACGCAUUCCUUGGAACCAAGCACGAUUAUUAUCAAGCAACAUACCCCAUUUUGAAUAACUCAACAGAGAUUCAAACUGAUGAUUCACAAAAAAAUUAUCGGUUGACAAUAUUCCCACUGGAUUGGAGAAUUGGUGCGUCGAAUUGCAAAGAAGCGCAAUUGAAUACAACUGAUUAUGUGUGUCAGAAUAACACAGACUGCAUUGAUUUCGAUGAAACAAUUAAAGGGUACCUCUGCAACUGCUCCAAAGGAUACCAAGGCUAUCCUUAUCUUAGCCCAGGAUGCCAUGAUAUUGAUGAAUGCGCGGAUAUUGCAAGUAAUACAUGCGUUUCAAAUUCAAUUUGCAUCAACACUCGUGGCUCUUAUCACUGCUUAUGUCCAAAAGGGUAUGUUGGUGAUGGGAGGAAAGAUGGCACACGUUGCAUUCAGAUGCCGCCAUCCAAGACUAAGACCAUAAUCUUGACAGGCAACAAUUUUUUUGGUUUUUGUUUUCAUUAUAUUGUUUAUCGGAUCAAAUCACGACUCAAAUGUACACUAUAAAUAAAACUGUAUAUAUGCAAUUCCAUAAGAAUGACAAAAAGAUUAAUAUAAAAAUAAAACUCAAUAAGCUUGACUUGCAUGUUUAUAUGUUCAUGGUUUCUCAAUCGAGUAAUUUUAUAUACAGGUAUGGGCUC